Molecule: messenger RNA, 714 nt
Organism: Diabrotica balteata
Lineage: Eukaryota; Metazoa; Arthropoda; Insecta; Coleoptera; Chrysomelidae
Source: the annotation of a GenBank genome assembly
AUGCAAGCUAUGGUAGAAGCUAAAGUGUUUACUCAAACCGAUUUGAUAUUCAAUGUUGUUCAAAAUCAGUUAACUGACAUUAUCCAUUCCAAAAAUAGAAUAAAAAAACUGCUGCAAAAUCAUAGCUGCUAUUUUACAAGGGCUCCAUCUCCCAAUAUUGCCGGAUCAUCGGAACUCAGCAAAAUAGGCAAAAAUAACUCAAUUAUUAAAGACAAAGAAAAUUUGUCUAUAAAAACAUUUAAUCAUUUUUCUACGGUCUCUCCUGCUCCAGAGACAUUUUCUAGCCAGUCAAAACAAAAAUCUAAAGUGACACAAAAGAAACACUCACAAAUAUCAACUUCAACGCCUAUAAUGACUGAAUUGAAAAAUUUGGUACUAAAAAAGUCAUUAAAAACUAUUCCUCCGAAGAACACAAAAACUAGAAAAAGUAAUAAUACCAAGUUAUUCCACAAAAGAGAAGUUUUUGUUGAUUCUUCAGAUUCAAACGAGGAAGUUGAUCCAGUUUGUGACGAUGAAGAUGCUGUUAAAGAAUUUAUUAUGGAAAGGGUAGCAAGGAACAAUAAUGAAAUCUGUCUCAUAUGUCAAGAAUUCGACAUAAAUAUUGAAUGCAUAAUGAAAUUUAGUUGCAUGUACUGUGUAAUGGUGUUGAUCUGGCUGAAAACUAUAUUUAUAUCUGGUCACCACAAUACGGUAAUACCCGCAGCUUUCAUGUAA